Molecule: messenger RNA, 1870 nt
Organism: Spodoptera litura
Lineage: Eukaryota; Metazoa; Arthropoda; Insecta; Lepidoptera; Noctuidae
Product: peroxidase-like
Biological process (GO): response to oxidative stress
Molecular function (GO): peroxidase activity; heme binding
Source: RefSeq, a predicted model, not a curated record
AUGUUCAAAAUUCUGCUUCUAUUCACGUGUAUGUGUGUUGGUACAUCCGAUGCGGUACUUUACGACUGUUUCACCGGAGAACCUGUAAAUAGAACUUUGUUGAGGAUCUAUGAGCAGAGGAACGUUGUUGCAAACUGCACGGUGGAGAUAGAUCCAUGUGACCCCACUGAAUGGCGACGUGUGGAUGGAUCGUGUAACAACUUGAAGCACCCGAGUAGAGGAACUCAGCGCACUCCUUCAUUUAGGGUCCUAUCGCCAGUAUUUAGCCAUGAUUAUGAACCAAGAAAAGCAGUCAGUGGAGCUUCUUUGCCUCUACCAAGGAGGCUGAGGACGGACCUCUUGUUAAUGGGCUCAACUACAGACAUGAAGCUAACGCAGCUGUUUUCUUACUACGUCUUAUUCAUGAUCUCUGAUGUUCUAUCUUCUCAUGACAUCAUAAAUUACCUUCAAAAUAUAACUACUUGCUGUACUCCAGAAGGCCAGAAUAACUAUAACUGUAUCCCAAUCAGGGUUCCUGUUGACGAUCCGGUGCAUAGAUACUCUGGGGUCCAUUGCUUGAACCUCACCAGACCGCAAACCUUUCAGACAUAUAAGUGUUUGGACAACGGAACCACUUUUGCAAGAAUUGUUUUUCAGACUCCAGUUUUUGAUUUAUCUCACAUUUACGAGUACCGACCAGGAUUCAUCAAUCGACUUAGAACUUUUGAGAAUGGUAUGAUGAAAAUCGAGGAAGAAGAUGGAGAAUUGUUUCCUCCCAGUGACCCGAAUUCUACCUACUGCUUUCAAAAUCAACCACCCAAAGAAACACGCUGUCAUAUGUACCAAGUGAACAACGUGCUUGGUUCAAACAUAUGGAUCAUCUUGAUGUACAGACAUCACAAUCAGAUAGCUCGUGAGCUGCACAGACUCAACCCGUGCUGGGAUGACGAGCGACUGUUUUACACCGCGAGAGACAUCAACAUGGCUAUAUCAGUGCAGAUAUACUUCUAUGAACUGCUACCUAUUAUAUUCGGUAAAAAGAAUAUGAUUAGAACUGGUCUUAUCGGUCGUGGAGGAGGAUUUAGGGAUUUGUACGAUGAAAAUAUUGAACCGAGGAUGUCAGACGAGUAUUUUUAUGGGAUGAGAUGGUUCCACAUGUUACAGAAGACAAGUAUGAAAUUGUACGACAAAGAUGGGUAUUAUAUCAAAACAUAUCCUAUGGUUAACGUUACUGCUCGAACAGGAUUUUUUGCUGUCGACAACAAUAUGCAACAUAUUAUACAAGGCAGUUUCAGACAAUUAGGUGGCUCCAUUGAUUGGACCAUUGAUUAUGAUAUGGCUGAUCGAUUGCUCGGAGCUAUUUUGUUUUCCUCGGAUGCGACAACAAGUGAUUUAAAGAAGGGAAGGUAUUUUGGUAUGCAGCCGUAUGUAAACUAUAAAGAGUUUUGCACCAACAGAAAAUAUAAUACCUUUGACGAUUUAAAAGACAGCUUUAGUCAGGAGCGUCUUCAUCGUCUAAUGAAGGUAUACAAGGACCCUAAGGAUAUUGAGUUGAUGGCUGCUUUGUGGCUUGAGAAGCCCGUCAAAGGUGGUAGAAUUCCAGAAACUUUGUACUGCUUGUUGACGGAGCAGUAUAGACGAAGUAUUAAGUCUGAUAGACAUUGGUAUGAGAGACCCAACAGACCCCAUGCGUUUACUGAAGAACAAUUAAGAGCGAUCCGCAAAGUCACUAUAGCAGGCAUGUUGUGCUCCAUCGGGGACUUUGUGACGGAAAUACAACCGCAUGCAUUUUUUGCUAUAUCUCGUAGCAAUCCUUUGACAAAAUGCAGUUCAUCAAGAAUAGGAAAAUUAGACCUGACUCCAUGGAAAGUAUCUGACUAGUCAGCCUAUA